UGGAAGCUGCGGCGGCAGCGGAGGCUCUGCUGCGGGUGCGGUGGGUUCGGUCCCGGCGCGGGUGCUGCUCUCCGGCGCGGGCCCCACUCUUCCGCACCCUGCUCCGGCCUCGACCACGGCGAGCCUGAGCGCGGCGGCGGCCCACCCGCGGCGACGGGGAGAGAUGAGCAGCAACAGCAAUAAGAGAGCUCCAACGACAGCAACGCAGAGACUGAAGCAGGACUACCUUCGCAUUAAGAAAGACCCGGUGCCUUACAUCUGUGCUGAACCCCUCCCUUCAAAUAUUCUUGAAUGGCAUUAUGUUGUCCGAGGCCCUGAGAUGACUCCUUAUGAAGGUGGCUAUUAUCAUGGAAAGCUAAUUUUCCCCAGAGAAUUUCCUUUUAAGCCUCCUAGUAUUUACAUGAUAACUCCCAAUGGAAGGUUUAAGUGCAACACGAGGCUGUGUCUCUCCAUCACGGAUUUCCACCCAGACACAUGGAACCCAGCCUGGUCUGUCUCCACCAUUCUCACAGGGCUCCUGAGCUUCAUGGUAGAGAAGGGCCCCACUCUGGGCAGCAUAGAGACUUCAGACUUCACGAAAAGACAACUGGCAGCACAGAGUUUAGCAUUUAAUUUAAAAGAUAAAGUCUUUUGUGAAUUAUUUCCUGAAGUUGUGGAGGAAAUUAAACAAAAACAGAAAGCACAAGACGAACUCAGUAGCAGGCCCCAGACUCUCCCCUUGCCAGAUGUGGUUCCUGAUGGCGAGACACACCGUGGACAGAAUGGGAUCCAGCUCCUCAACGGGCACGUGCCAGGGGCCGGCCCGAACCUCGCUGGGCUCCCUCAGGCCAACCGACACCAUGGACUCCUGGGUGGCGCCUUGGCGAACUUGUUUGUUAUAGUUGGGUUUGCGGCCUUUGCCUACACGGUCAAGUACGUGUUGAGGAGCAUAGCACAGGAGUGAGGCGCAAAAGCCACAGCCCACAGUUGCUGCCGAGGGACGCAGGCGCCAGAGCUGGACAUGGGCGGGCUGGACAUGCUGCCAAGUGCAGGGUGGCCUGCUGGACUCCUGGGUUUCAUUUUUUAAAAACCUUUAAAAGAAAGCAAAAACCAAAAUGUGUGAUUUGGAGGAGAUACAAGAUUCUCAGUUCCCUCUUCUCACCCUGGUGUGGUAUGGGGCUGGUGUGGAUGAGGGCCACUCACGCUUUGGUUUAUAGCUUAUCUCCUUAUGUUGUCUUUUGACCUGUUUAGUAAACCUGUUUUUCAUUUUAUUAGAUUUGGUCACUUAAAAAUAUAAAACU
This is a messenger RNA of Castor canadensis (American beaver), 1280 nucleotides long. RefSeq names its product ubiquitin conjugating enzyme E2 J2 (gene Ube2j2). The record is from RefSeq and is a predicted model, not a curated record. Lineage: Eukaryota; Metazoa; Chordata; Mammalia; Rodentia; Castoridae.